Molecule: messenger RNA, 3054 nt
Organism: Passer domesticus (house sparrow)
Lineage: Eukaryota; Metazoa; Chordata; Aves; Passeriformes; Passeridae
Gene: PM20D1
Product: peptidase M20 domain containing 1
Exons: 13
Coding region: 11-1555 (514 amino acids)
Biological process (GO): amino acid metabolic process
Molecular function (GO): hydrolase activity, acting on carbon-nitrogen (but not peptide) bonds, in linear amides
Source: RefSeq, a predicted model, not a curated record
GCGGUCAGUGAUGGCGGGCGGGCGGCGGGCGGUGGCGGUGGCGCUGCUGGCGCUGGGCUCGGUGCUGCUGGCGCUGGCGGCCGCCGUCCUGCUCCGCGCCUUCGUGCUGCGAGCCCCGGCCGGGCUCCCGCGGCUCUGGGCACGGAGCGCCGGCACCGCCGCCCUCAGCGCGGGCGAGCGGCGGGAGCUGAAGGAGGCGCUGCGAGGGGCCAUUAAAAUCCCAACUGUGUCCAGGUCUCCAGAGGAUUUGAAUACAACUGCCAUGGCAGAAUUUGGGAGUUACAUUCAGAAAGUCUUCCCGGCUGUAUUUUCUUCCAAGUUCAUCCACCAUGAAAUGGUUGGGAAAUACAGCCACCUGUUUACAGUCGAGGGCUCUGCCCCUGGCCUGCUGCCCUACAUGCUGCUGGCACACAUGGAUGUGGUGCCUGCUGCCCCCGAGGGCUGGGAUUUCCCUCCCUUCUCAGCUGCAGAGCACGAAGGUUUCAUCUACGGACGAGGAGCGCUGGAUAACAAAAACUCUGCCAUUGGCAUUCUGCAAGCUCUGGAAUUCCUGCUGAGGAGGAAUUACAGACCCCGCCGCUCCUUCUAUGUUGGCAUUGGCCACGACGAGGAGGUGUCUGGGCUGAAGGGAGCAAAGAAAAUUGCAGCUCUGCUGGAAGCCAGAGGAGUGGAACUCUCCUUCCUGCUGGAUGAGGGGAGCGCGGUGCUGGACGGCAUCAUUGCAGGGGUGAAGAAGCCAGUGGCUAUGAUUGCUGUCACAGAAAAAGGUUCAAUGACACUGAACUUCACUGUGGAAAAGGAGCCAAGGCAUUCAUCCUUUCCUCCUAAGGAGACAAGUAUUGGCAUUCUGGCAGCAGCCAUGGCCAGGCUGGAGCAGAAUCCCUUGCGCAACCUGUUUGGCUACGGCCCAGAGGUCAUGACUAUGGAGCACCUGGCAGCAGAGUUCAAGUUUCCUCUCAACAUCAUCAUGAGCAAUUUGUGGCUGUUCUCACCUAUUGUCAGCAGAGUCCUUGCCUGGAAAUCUUCCACCAACGCCUUGAUCCGAACGACCACUGCAGUCACCCUGUUUAAUGCAGGAAUCAAGGUGAAUGUCAUCCCUUCCUCUGCGAGAGCCACGGUGAACUUCAGGAUCCACUCAGCUGAGACAGCUGCUGAGGUGCUGGAGGCAGUCAGGAACACCAUUGCUGAUGACAGAGUGAAGAUUGAUGUGGUGGAGGCCUUUGACCCCCUGCCCAUCAGUCCUUGGGAUGAGCAGGCAUUUGCAGUCCAUAUUUUUCAAAGAACCAUCCUGGACACUUUCCCAGAUGUUGACAGUGUGGUCCCAGGCACGUGCAUUGGAAACACGGACAGCAGGCACUUCACCAACGUCACCAAGGCCAUUUACAGGUUCAACCCUGUGCUCCUGAACCAGGAUGAUCUCCCCAGGAUCCAUGGGUUGAAUGAGAGAAUCUCCAUUGAGAAUUACGAGAAACAGGUGGAGUUCCUCUUUCAGCUGAUCAAGAACUGUGACAUUGAGACACUUCCAGAGCCCCACGCCAACUCCCACGAGCUCUGAGAGACUUCUGGGAAGAGCAGCUGCAGGUGGACUCUGGGACAGGGGGCUGAAGAUGCAGUUUUGUCUUGUGUAUUGAGCUACAGCUGCAAUUUGGGGUUUUUUAUAUUGUGGUUUGCAUACAGAUGGGAAAAGUGCUGGUUGUGUGAUAGGAACCUGGCCAAACCCCACAAACAACCCUGAUUUCUGCUCUCCGUGGUCUGAUGUGCAGCCAUUAAUCUGACACUAAUCUUUUUCAGCACUUAAAGCCUCUGAAAUUGGUAAUCACUAAAAAUCUAAGCUAUAAUCAGCAGUCACUCCCCACUGGAAGGUGACUCAGCCUGUGAGCUUCUGACCAACUCCUUUUUUAUGGUGAAUGGAUCUUUCUCAGGUGAGGACUGUGCCAGGAGCUCUUGGGGAGGGUUUGUGGUGUGCUGAAAGGGUUCCUGUCUCUGGUGCAGCCACACUGAGAGGUUCUUGCACUGCUGCUGGGCACUGCUGCUUCCCAGGGGCUUUUCCCAGGGGAUUCUCCCAAGCUGCUUCCCAGGGGAUGAUCCCUGGUACUCUGAGCCAGGGUCAGUGUUCACUCCCAUGGCUGCACUGACUCCUCACUCUAUUCCAGGUACUCCAGGACUUCCAUGUUGUUGUAACUGAGGAGGUGCUGCAAACUUUCCUUCCCAUCGUUUUGGUGAUGAUUUUUUUCCCUCCCUGACUCAUGGUGUGGCUCAGGGCGUGUUGUGCAACUGGGUGGCAGAAUAAGGGAUUGCAGAAUAAGGGAUUCCUUUAAAUAAGGAAUUAAAUCCUUGUCUGCUCAUCUCUUUUCUCACUGAAUCACUUUAUGCUUCCCCUUUGCUCUUCUGAGAACUUAAUUGUGAAGAAUGUGAAGCCCUUCAGUUUCUCCCAGUUCAGAGGGCUCAGAGGUUUGUUCCUUCACUGCCAGUGCAAGCAAUUUCCAUUUUCCUGCUCAGUUUUUUGGGAACCCUGGGGAAGGCAGGCCAUGGAUGUUGACUCUGCUUCAUCUUGCACUUCUUGCCUACCUAUGACAGCACUAAAGGGUUCAACAUUCUCUUGGCCUUGGCAGUUGGGGUUACCAGUAUUAAUUAGACAAAUAAUUUAUUUAAUCAGUUAAUUAAAUUAAUUCUAUCAAUAAAUAGUUAACAAAGUGAUGCUAGCCAAAGAAAAGCCUGAAAGCUGCUGUGACAGUGCCAGUGCCUGUGCUGCAGGAUCAGUGCAGCUCCUCCUGCUGCACUGAUGUGUCUGUUUUUCAGGGCUUAAAUUAUGCACUGGAAUGGGUGGAUGUUCUGCUCUAAAUUCAUACUGUGAAAUGUGCUGGAAUGUACAGGAAAUACUCUGAAAUGUAUCCUGAAAAACACUGAUGGAACUGUGAUUCCAAUACUUUCCAUCCACCGUUCUCUUAUUUAUUUGUAGUCUGAUCUUAUCACUGUGGCCAGAGGGCUCCAACUGUAUCACUGAAUAAUUGAAACAAAACUGACAGUUUCAUCUAAUAAAACAAGGAAUGUGAA